UUUCAAAUAUGGUAAAUGACUGAUAAAGGUAAUUUAUCGCAAAGUCGAAGCCAAGUAUCUUCAAGCACCAUAAAGAGACUUUCCCUAUCUUUAAAAAGAGCCUUAUUAGGAGUAUCCGAUAAUCAAAGAAGGAUCAAGGCUAACGACAGAAAUUAUAAUUCACAAUUCCGUUAUGCGGAUAAUUACAUUAAAACCUCUAAAUAUUCAGUGUUAACGUUCCUCCCAUUAAACCUGUUCGAGCAGUUCCAACGUCUCGCCAACUUUUACUUCUUGUGCCUUUUAGUAUUGCAACUCAUCCCGGCAAUUAGCAGUUUAACACCAGUCACCACGGCUCUGCCUCUCAUUGGCGUCCUCGGAUUAACCGCCAUCAAGGAUGCCUACGAUGAUUUUCAACGUCACAUGUCCGACUCACAAGUAAACAAUAGAAAAUCUCAAGCAGUAAGAAACGGAAAACUCGUACAAGAACGAUGGUCUGCAGUUCAAGUUGGUGAUAUCAUUCGAAUGGAUAACAACCAAUUUGUAGCCGCUGAUAUCUUAUUACUUACAACUAGCGAGCCAAAUGGAUUGUGCUUUAUCGAAACGGCAGAAUUAGAUGGGGAAACAAAUUUGAAAUGUAGACAGUGUCUGGUGGAAACGGCCGAAAUGGCGCAAGACGACGGCUUGAUUAGCCAAUUUGAUGGUGAAAUAAUAUGUGAACAACCGAAUAAUCUCUUAAAUAAAUUCGAAGGUACACUCACCUGGCAAAAUAAGCAGUAUUCUCUUGAUAACGACAAGAUUAUUUUGCGCGGCUGCGUUUUACGUAAUACUCAAUGGUGCUAUGGAGUCGUCAUCUUCGCUGGGAAGGAUACAAAGUUGAUGCAAAACAGUGGAAAGACCAAAUUUAAGAGGACUAGCAUCGAUCGUCUACUUAAUUUCUUAAUCAUAGGAAUAGUUUUCUUCCUAUUGUCAAUGUGCCUUUUCUGUAUGAUCGCGUGCGGUAUUUGGGAGUCGCUGGUCGGCCGUUACUUCCAAACGUUCCUACCCUGGGACUCUCUAGUGCCUUCGGAGCCGCUGGGCGGCGCCACCAUAAUCGCGCUGCUCGUCUUCUUUUCGUACGCGAUCGUACUUAACACGGUCGUGCCGAUCUCACUUUACGUUUCCGUCGAGGUGAUCAGAUUUGUGCAAAGUUUCCUCAUUAAUUGGGACGAGCAAAUGUACCAUGACAAAACCGGAACUCACGCGAAGGCGAGAACGACGACGUUAAACGAAGAAUUGGGACAGAUCGAGUACAUUUUCUCGGAUAAAACGGGGACUUUAACGCAAAAUAUUAUGACGUUUAAUAAGUGUUCGAUUGCGGGUCGAUCGUUUGGUGAUGUAAUUGAUAAAAAUACGGGUGAAAUUGUGGCGAUUACGGAAGACACGACGCCGUUAGAUUUUUCAUGGAAUGUUAAUUUUGAACCGGAUUUUCGAUUUUACGAUCGCAAUUUAACUGAAGCUGUUAAACAUAACGAUUCGGAUUGUCACGAAUUUUUUAGGUUAUUGGCGCUUUGUCAUACGGUUAUGUCGGAAAAUCGUGAUGAUAAAUUAGAAUAUCAAGCACAAUCUCCUGAUGAGGCUGCCCUAGUUUCGGCGGCAAGAAAUUUUGGUUUUGUUUUUAAAGAACGUUCGCCAAACAGUAUUACAAUUGAGGUUAUGAAUGCGUUGGAAGUGUACGAGUUGCUUUGUAUUUUGGAUUUUAAUAACGUCCGGAAACGAAUGUCGGUUAUUUUGAGAAAAGAUGGAAAAUUGAGGUUGUAUUGUAAAGGGGCGGAUAAUGUUAUUUACGAAAGGUUAAAACCCGGGAAUGAAGAGAUGAAAUUAAGAACACAAGAACAUUUAAAUAAAUUUGCUGGGGAAGGUUUGCGGACUUUAUGCUUGGCUUAUCGCGAUUUAGAUGAGGAAUUCUUCAAUGAUUGGAAACAAAGGCAUCAACAAGCGGCUCUUUCACUGGAUGAUCGCGAUGAAAAGCUCGAUAUGAUUUAUGAGGAGAUCGAAAGGAAUAUGAUUUUAUUGGGUGUCACUGCCAUUGAAGAUAAACUUCAAGAUGGGGUUCCUCAAACCAUUGCAAAUUUAAUUUUGGCUGGGAUUAAAAUUUGGGUACUUACUGGAGAUAAGCAAGAAACUGCUAUAAAUGUUGGAUAUUCUUGCCAACUAUUAACGGAUGACAUGAUCGAUUUAUUCAUUGUGGACGCUUCAAGUUAUGAUGAGGUCCAACAACAACUGUUAAAGUUCCGUGAUAACAUCAAAAUAGUCCACAGGUACCAACCGCGCAGUCCAAAUAAUCCCGCCGCGACCAACGGAAAUAUGAACGAAUCGUCGACACGAAACGGGAACGAAAUGAUUCCCGGUUCGCCACCGCACGCUCCCGCCGUUAGCGUUGUCACUUUCAGGUGGGACGAUGAUAUUCAAUCAGUCAAUUCAAAUUCUCCGGCAAGUACUGAACUUGAAUAUCGAAGUGGAACCCCCGAUAAUAAAACGGAAGAUUCCGGCGCUGGAUUUGCAAUUGUAGUUAACGGACAUUCUUUGGUACAUUGUUUACACCCGCAAUUGGAACGACUAUUUUUGGAAGUUGUUACCCAAUGCCGAUCGGUUAUUUGUUGUCGGGUGACGCCGUUACAAAAAGCACUUGUAGUUGAAAUGAUCAAAAAGCAUAAGCACGCGGUUACUUUGGCCAUUGGGGAUGGAGCCAAUGAUGUUUCAAUGAUAAAAGCUGCACAUAUAGGAGUAGGUAUUUCCGGUCAAGAGGGGAUGCAGGCCGUCCUCGCUUCGGAUUAUUCAAUAGCCCAAUUUCAUUUCUUAGAGCGACUCUUAUUGGUGCAUGGUCGAUGGUCUUAUUACCGGAUGUGUAGUUUUCUACGUUAUUUUUUUAAUAAGAACUUUGCGUUUACGUUGUGUCAUUUUUGGUAUGCUUUUUUUUGUGGCUUUAGCGCACAGACCAUAUUCGACCCAAUGUAUAUAUCCGUCUACAACCUCUUUUACACUUCAUUACCAGUUCUGGCUGUUGGUAUUUUUGACCAAGAUGUGAGCGAUAAGAACUCGAUUCUUUAUCCUCAGUUGUACAAACCGGGCCACAUCAACUUAUUUUUCAAUAAAAAAGAGUUCCUAUUGAGUGCUUUACAAGGAUGUUAUGUAUCGUUGGUUUUGUUUUUCGUUACAUUCGGAACUUAUUUCGACGCUGUGGCGGCAAAUGGACAAGGAUUAUCUGACUACAUGUUAUUUUGCAGUGUUGUAGCAACAAUUUUAGUCAUCGUAAAUACUGCACAGAUCGCUUUAGAUACUCAAUAUUGGACCGUAUUCAAUCACAUAAUGGUUUGGGGUUCAUUAGCAUUCUAUUUCAUGAUGGAUUACUUUUACAAUUACGUAAUCGGCGGUCCGUACGUCGGCUCGCUCACAAAAGCCAUGUCCCAAUUGAACUUUUGGUUCACGACCGUCCUCACUGUAAUCAUUUCGAUAAUGCCUGUACUUGCGUGGCGGUUCUAUUUCGUCGACGUGUUCCCAACGUUAACAGACCGAGUCCGUCUGAAACAACGCCUAUUACAAAUGCGAUCGCGGCAGAGCCAAGACGUCCUUCGAACGCCAUCUACAAGACCGGCUCGACGCUCGAUACGGUCCGGAUACGCGUUUGCGCAUCAGGAAGGUUUCGGACGAUUGAUUACUUCCGGGAAGAUUAUGCGGAAAUUGCCGAAUACAGAUUUUUCGAUUCCCGGGUUGGUUAAGAUGAUUAAUCCUGGCUCGGAAGGUAGAGGGCAUAAACAUUCGAGUGUCGUUCCGGUGGGGGGAGGAAGCACGGCGACUUCCGCUUUGGAUGUAGGACAUAGUUCGGCCGGAAGUAGUAGUAGGGCUCCUAUACAAGAUUUGGAUACGAUUAAUUUAUAACGAUUAAUGAAAAAGAGGUAAGAGUAAUAACGAAAGGAGAGUGAAGGUAAUUUUUUUUGUUGUUAAUUUUAUUUCGGAGGAAUUCUAAACAAAUUCUUUAUUAUUAAUCGUACAAAACCAAAAAAAAACAAGAAAAAUUUUCUUUUUUAAAUUAGAGAAAGUAUAGGUCCCUAGAAAUAAAGUUUAAUGAAAGAAAAAAACUACUGUAUAAGGUACAAAGAUAUCAUGCACUUAAUCGCAAUUAAAUUAAGUUUUUACUAAUCAAAUAAAAGGAAAUAAUUGUUAUUACAAUGAAAGAAAUUGGUUUAAACUAAAUAAAAAGAGAAACGGAACCAGAUAACAAUAACUGCACAAUAUAAAGUAUGUAAAAUUAUUUUGUUUUUGUACUCUAUUAGAUAGUAAAAAAGGAGAGUGUUUGAAAAAAAAUUCAACAAAAACAGAUUAUGAUUUAAUAGUAACAUAAAAAAAUAAACUCUUAAUAAUA
Onthophagus taurus is the source of this 4378-nucleotide messenger RNA. NCBI's taxonomy places the organism in Eukaryota, Metazoa, Arthropoda, Insecta, Coleoptera, Scarabaeidae. The record is from RefSeq and is a predicted model, not a curated record.